Vitis riparia (riverbank grape) is the source of this 1965-nucleotide messenger RNA. RefSeq names its product probable leucine-rich repeat receptor-like protein kinase At1g68400. The transcript has 3 exons. Gene Ontology annotation, molecular function: ATP binding; protein kinase activity. Bases 90 to 1949 code for a protein of 619 amino acids. The record is from RefSeq and is a predicted model, not a curated record. Gene Ontology annotation, biological process: protein phosphorylation. NCBI's taxonomy places the organism in Eukaryota, Viridiplantae, Streptophyta, Magnoliopsida, Vitales, Vitaceae.
UUCUUUGUAAACUUGUUGAAAUCACCAUCUCAUGACUUUGUCAAGCUGGAAUACUUAUCAGCAGUCUAGCUGUGAUUGUGGCCAUCACCAUGAGCUUGGCUGCAAAAGCUUUAUUCCUUGUUUCUGCAGUUGUUGUGAUUCAAUUUUCAGGCGUGGUGUCUCAGGAGACAAAUGAGUACUUCCCGGAUGAAAGAGAGGCGUUGAUGCAGAUAAGGGAUAUUGUAAACGCAACAGUUGAUCUACAUAAGAAGUGGACAGGACCCCCUUGUCAAGAAGAUGUGAGCAAAUGGUUUGGAAUCACUUGUUCUAAAGGCCACAUUAUCCGCGUUGUUCUUGAAGGAAUUGAGCUCACCGGCUCUUUCCCACCUGCAUUCCUACAAAAGAUCGCCUUUCUGAAUAGGGUCAGCUUCAAAAACAAUUCAGUUUUUGGCCCUAUUCCCAACCUCACUGGCCUAAUCCACCUUGAAUCCGUGUUCUUCUCCCAAAACAACUUCUCCGGUUCCAUUCCUUUGGACUACAUUGGAUUGCCCAAUUUAACUGUUCUAGAGCUGCAACAGAAUUCUCUUGGUGGCCAUAUCCCACCUUUUGAUCAACCAACCUUGACAACCUUCAACGUCUCAUAUAAUCAUCUUGAGGGCCCGAUCCCAGAAACUCCUGUGCUUCAAAGAUUCCCAGAGAGCUCUUAUGAUCAUAACUCCCAUCUGUGUGGGCUUCCUCUCGGAAAAGUGUGUCCUGCUUUUCCUCCUGCUCCUGCCGCUGCCACAGCACCUCCUCCCCACAUUUCUCCAAAUCCAUCCAAGGAAAAGAAAAAGGGACUCGAAAUAUGGGGUGUUGCUUUGAUUGUGGCUGCAGCAACAUUGGUUCCUGUCCUAGUUAUGGUUGUUUUCUUGUGUUAUUAUAGGAAGUCACAGAGGAAAGAAGCAACAACAGGGCAACAGACAGGAGAGGGUUCCGUAGAGUGGGCAGAAAAGAGAAGACAUAGCUGGGAGAGCAGAGGGGAUCCUGAAAGGACGGUAGCACUAGAAUUUUUCGAUAAGGAUAUACCGGUUUUUGACCUGGAUGAUUUGCUAAGGGCAUCGGCAGAAGUGAUGGGGAAAGGGAAACUGGGCACGACGUACAAAGCAACACUGGAAUCGGGUUCUGCAGUUGCUGUGAAGAGACUCAAAGAUUUGAACGGGUUGAGCAAGAAGGAAUUUGUCCAGCAGAUGCAGUUGCUGGGAAAGACGAGGCAUGAAAACCUGGUCGAAAUAAUCUCUUUCUACUACUCUAAGGAGGAGAAGCUGGUGGUCUAUGAGUUUGUUCCUCAUGGAAGCUUGUUUGAGCUUUUACAUGAGAAUAGAGGAGCUGCAAGAGUGCCUUUGAAUUGGAGUAGAAGACUAUCCAUUAUCAAAGACAUAGCAAAGGGUCUCACUUUUCUUCAUCAAUCCUUACCUUCUCACAAGGUGCCCCAUGCCAACCUCAAAUCAUCCAAUGUUCUUAUCCACUCCACCGGCCAGAACUGCCAUUCCAAACUCGUGGAUUUCGGCUUCUUGCCCCUUCUGCCCUCUCGUAAAUCCUCUGAAAAACUAGCCGUAGCCAAGUCACCUGAAUUCGCUCUAGGAAAGAAGCUGACACAAAAGGCAGAUGUCUACUGCUUCGGCAUCAUUAUACUGGAGGUCAUCACUGGGAGGAUCCCAGGUGAAGCUUCACCAGGGAUCAAUGCAACAGUUGAGGACCUUUCUGAUUGGGUAAGAACAGCAGUGAAUAAUGAUUGGUCCACAGAUGUAUUAGACGUAGAGAUAGUAGCAGCAAGAGAAGGGCAUGAUGAGAUGUUGAAGCUCACAGGGAUAGCUCUGGAAUGUACAGAUACAACACCAGAGAAGCGACCAAAGAUGACUGAAGUGUUGAGAAGAAUACAAGAAAUUGAGGACAUGGGAGAAAAACAAAUAAGUGGAAGUGAAGCAAGUUGAUUCAUGUAGGAUCUUC